AUGCCGUCAACAGAACAGACCUCUAAUGGCUCAUCACCCAAGACAUAUCCUCUUAUAAUCAACAACAAGGAACAUAAGACGAAAUCUUCAUUCGAAGUCAAGAACCCGUCAAAUGGAGAGCACGUCCAUUCCUUCUCCUCCGCGACUAUAGAAGAUACAGAUGCUGCCAUCAAAGCAGCUGAAAAGGCGUUGCCAGCAUGGAAAACGCUCCCGCCAAAUAAGAAACGAGAUAUCUUUCUCAAAGCCGCGGAUCUGCUUGAAUCUCGUAGCGCGGAGUUGCAAAAGACGAUGAGCAAGGAGACUGGAGCCGCAGAAAGCUGGGCGCAAUUCGACACCUCGCUCGCGCCUGAGAUCUUGCGUGAUGUAGCAGGCAGAAUCACCACCCUCUCCGGAAGCAUCCCACAAACCUCACAAGAAGGCGUCUCCGCGCUCGUCUUCAAAGAACCAUACGGCGUCGUUCUCGCAAUCGCACCCUGGAACGCCCCUCACAUCCUCGGCGUCCGCUCCAUCGCCUUCCCCUUAGCAGCAGGCAACACCGUGAUCCUCAAAGCGCCCGAACUUUCCCCCCUCACCUCCCUCGGUUUCGUAACCGCGCUGCAUGACGCCGGAUUGCCUGAGGGAGUCCUAAACCUCAUCGCUCAUUCCGCCAAAGACGCAGCGGAGAUCACAAAUCACCUCAUCGCGCACCCAGCCAUCAAGAAAAUCAACUUCACAGGCUCCACGAACGUCGGCCGUCUCAUUGCCUCCGCGGCCGGAAAACACCUUAAACCCGUGCUCCUAGAACUCGGCGGCAAGGCGCCGGCUAUCGUCUGGGAAGACGCGGAUCUCGAUGCCGCGGCCAUGGGAUGUGUAGUCGGUGCCUUCUUGCACGGCGGACAGAUCUGUAUGUCCACCGAGCGCAUCAUCGUACACGCCAACAUCGCAUCAAAAUUCGAAGAAGCGCUCAAAUCCGCCGUCGCUCAAUUCGCCCCCAACGACUCCCCCGAGCCCGUAUUGAUCAACGCGGGCGGCGUCACCAAAAACCAAUCCCUCCUCUCCGACGCGCUCUCCAAGGGUGCGACCAUCAUCCACGGCGACGCUCAAGCCGGCACAGGCGCCAAGAUGCGGCCCGUCAUCAUCAAAGACGUGAAGCCCGAGAUGGAGAUCUUCCAGACGGAGUCGUUUGGGCCGACGGUGUCGCUGUUCAGCGUGAGCAGCGAGGAGGAGGCGUUGAGGCUGGCGAACGAUACCGAGUAUGGGCUUUCGAGCGCGGUGUUUACGCGGGAUUUGGCGAGGGGACUCAGGUUUGCGAGGGGCAUUGAGAGUGGUGCGGUGCAUAUUAAUGGGAUGAGUGUGCAUGAUGAGACGGCGUUGCCGCAUGGUGGUGUGAAAUCAAGCGGAUACGGUCGCUUCGGAGCUAGCGGGUUAGAGGAAUGGGUUCGGACUAAGACUGUGACUUUUAAAGAUUAA
Molecule: messenger RNA, 1449 nt
Organism: Glarea lozoyensis ATCC 20868
Lineage: Eukaryota; Fungi; Ascomycota; Leotiomycetes; Helotiales; Helotiaceae
Product: ALDH-like protein
Exons: 2
Coding region: 1-1449 (482 amino acids)
Molecular function (GO): succinate-semialdehyde dehydrogenase (NAD+) activity
Source: RefSeq, a predicted model, not a curated record